AACGAUAUCAUCUCGGCCUGCAACAAUCGGUUACCAGUUAGCCACAGUUGAUCCUUAUUCUACCACAGCGCUGAGUCCAAAGAGUCCAAAGAAAAACCCACACAUUUCACAAAAUGGUGGCUGCCGAACCUACCCCAGAGACGAUUGCUAUUGUCAAAUCAACAGUUCCUAUCCUGCGCGAGAAUCUGACGGAAGUCAUUACCCGCUUCUAUGAGAACCUUUUCUCUACGUAUCCGGAGCUCAAAAAGCAGUUCAACAUGGAUCGCCAUCGCGGAGGCACUGUGAAGGAGGAGAACGGAAUUCCGAAGCAAGUCGCGGCCCUAGGUGGUGCUGUCAUUUCCUACGCGAAGAAUAUUGACAGGGUUGAGGCUUUGCUACCAGUCGUUGAGCGCAUUUCACACAAGCACGUGAGCCGCGGUGUUUCCGCCGCGCAGUACGACAAAAUUGGGGAGUGCUUAUUGAGAGCGAUGAAGGACAUCUUGGAGGAAGCCAUCACCGAGGACAUUCACAACGCUUGGGCAGAGGCGUACGGGUUUUUGGCUAGCGUAUUCAUCAACAUGGAGACUAAACUCACGGAGGAAUUGUCAGAAAAAGCUGGGUAUUCUGGGUUUGUGCCCAUGAGCGUGGUGGGGAUGGAGACGGACGAGGAUGGAAGUAAACGACUCUCCCUGAAGUCUGAAGAGUUUGGAACGCCGCAGCAUGGUCCUGGGCAAUAUGUUGCCGUCGUGAUUGAGAAGGAGGGAUUGGAACCAACGAUGACCAGUAUGGCGACAGUCAGGGAGGAUGAAGAAAAUACGUUGUGGAUCUAUGUUCCCGACAGUCAGGAGGAAUCGACUCGCUAUUUGCUCGACGUCGUCGAACUUGGAUCCGUAAUCAAAGUUUCCGUGCCGUGCGGAAAGGUCAAGUAAUGUACAGUAUGUUCAUAUGUCCAAGCCUGCGUAAUUCAUGUCCAGUAGAGGACGUUCUGUGUAAUUCCUGAUAAUCUUUCCGAGUUGAAGAGACCGCAGCUGAAGCAUUCUUGUAGACAAGUAUUCCGAAGAAUAAAGAAACCACGAUUGGAGCAACUGUUA
Chondrus crispus (carragheen) is the source of this 1070-nucleotide messenger RNA. RefSeq lists its product as hypothetical. The transcript is spliced from 4 exons. The record is from RefSeq and is a predicted model, not a curated record. The coding region runs from base 114 to 908 and encodes 264 amino acids. Gene Ontology annotation, cellular component: intracellular anatomical structure. Gene Ontology annotation, molecular function: nitric oxide dioxygenase [NAD(P)H] activity; FAD binding; oxygen binding. NCBI's taxonomy places the organism in Eukaryota, Rhodophyta, Florideophyceae, Gigartinales, Gigartinaceae. Gene Ontology annotation, biological process: cellular response to nitrosative stress; nitric oxide catabolic process.